AUGUCCCCACAACCGUUUUUUAACAAUUUUAGACUGAUAUAUUUGUCCCUUAUUACGAGAUUAGGAAAAGACUCUGUUCAAAACAGCAGCACCGCUUUGACAAUAAACUUGGUAAAUAGGUCGUUCGUCGCAGCCGGAAAACUUUAUGCAAAGCGAGUUAUCAACUAUGAAUCUACGCCUAGUAUUUAUCAUCAAAUCCAUCUUUAUUCGAGCAAGUCCAUACAUAACCCCAUUUCUGACUUUUCAUUAAGCGUAUUAGUAUCAAAAAUUAUUGUAACUCCUAAGCCUUCUUGGAGAGGUACCUCUUAUAGUCGUUCGCUAAGCACCACAGCCUGUCGCCUUAAUUCCGAUACUGAAGAGUCGGAUUCCCCUCGCCUACUCCCUUCCCAUUACCUUACAAACACUGAGGCAGCAUUACAUCGAAUUCGUAACAAAAAAUCAACCUGGCGGUCGAAGUACCGAGCCAAGCAACUUGACCGAAUAAAAACAGCAAUUGCUGCUUCCAUACUCGAAAAGAAUCGACAGACAGGCAACGAUGAAUUCGAAAUUAAAGCUUCAAAAUAUAGGGAUAUAAUCAAAGACAAAGUAACCAACAAUGACAUAAAAGUUGAUAAGAAACGAUUACUUCUUGAUUCUAUACGAAACAAAAAAAUAGCCAAGGCAAUUGAAGACGAGGUAACCGAAAAACCUGGUGAAUUAAAUCAAGAAGAUGUAUACAGAUUAAAGAAGAAAAUAGAUGGUUACCAAAAGUAUGUUAUAGAUUGGAAAACCAAAAGGGCACUACCUGGGUGGUUAAAACAUCGGUUAGCUGUCAAAGAAAAGAUAGAGUUUGAAAAAUGGAAUCCGAAAAAGAAACUGUCGAACGAGCAAAUGAAACAGAUUCAAAGGCUGCAUCAACAACAUCCUGAUCAUUUUACAGUUCCCAACCUCGCGGCUGAAUUUGGAAUAUCUCAAGAGGCAGUACGGAGAAUAUUAAAAGCAAAUUGGAAACGAAGCGAGAAAUACAUUGAACGCCGGAAGAAACGAUUUGUAGAGAAGCUGGCAGGAUACAAGGCAGAAUUAAAGAAGAGUAAGUAUCAGAGACGAAAAGAACUGAGAGCAGGAAAACGUGAUGCCAAAUUGAGACAGCUGUUGUGGGCGCCACCACCGAAGACGGGAAUGUGA
Messenger RNA from Paraglomus brasilianum, 1164 nucleotides. The record is from the annotation of a GenBank genome assembly. Lineage: Eukaryota; Fungi; Glomeromycota; Glomeromycetes; Paraglomerales; Paraglomeraceae.